AUGGUGGUCCACGUCGUGUACAGGAGGCGGGAGAACAGCUGGAGGGGGGCCGACUCGUCCGUGCGGUUCCUGGGCGCCGCCAUGAGCAGCAACCCGCCGAGCAAGCACCAGGUCCGCCUCGCCGGCCGCGGCGGCCUCGGGCACGCCCCCGCCUCCCCCGCCGGCGCGCGCAACGGUGGCCUCUCUCUGCGCGCCACCUCUCCGCCGCCGCCGACCGUCUCCAUCGCCUCCGUCGCUGGCUGGGAUUCCAUCAAGCUGCGGCUCGACGGCGAGGAGGGGCUGAAGGAGUUCUUGGCCGUCGGGGAUAAGGCCGUGGGGGCAGAGGAGGAGGCGGCGGUUUACGCGAGCGAGUGGCCGGCGGGCGGGGACGAGGUGACGUUCGACGCCCCCCCUACAGAUGAGGAGGUCCAUGCCGCCGUCGCCAGCAUCCAGCAGGUAUUUGAGAAUCCUUCGGGUGUGGAUUCUGAUGCACUCGAGUUACAAGCGCUCGCACUGCCCAUCGCAGGACUCUCUUCAUCUGGGAUGUUUGUUAACUAUUUUGCUGCCGAUUCUGAUGCAUCCGAGAAGCAAACUGUCCAAAUAGCCAACUUAGGGAGUUCUCCAUCCAACAUCGGAUUAGACGAGUGCACUGAACCUGGCACACUUGCACUUAACUCGACUGCUCUUAUGACAAGGGAACAUCAAAAUGUACUGGACGCAUUCCAGCUGUUGAAAGAAGAUGCCUCUGUUCAGAAAAUGGUUAUGGCCUUGUCAACUGAUAAGGCUGUAUGGAACGCUGUCAUGAACAAUGAGGUGGUGCAAGAAUUUAAGAAGUCCUUCCAGGAUGCUAAGGAAACUGAUAAUAAGGGGAGCUCUAGUGCUCCUCCUGGAAUGAUGCAAUGGGUCCUGGAGAACACCCAGGCGAAGAUCAAGGAGUUCCUUGAGAAGAUACUUCAGCUCGUGCACACGCUCUUCCAGGCCCAGAGCAUGGACUACGAUUUGUCUGACGAUGUAGUGAGAAUGUCCUUCAUGCUCUCGGUGUUCGUCUUCAUCGUCGUAACAAUAGCUCGCAUAAAGUGA
Molecule: messenger RNA, 1059 nt
Organism: Triticum turgidum subsp. durum (durum wheat)
Lineage: Eukaryota; Viridiplantae; Streptophyta; Magnoliopsida; Poales; Poaceae
Source: the annotation of a GenBank genome assembly